Messenger RNA from Carica papaya (papaya), 1880 nucleotides. The record is from RefSeq and is a predicted model, not a curated record. NCBI's taxonomy places the organism in Eukaryota, Viridiplantae, Streptophyta, Magnoliopsida, Brassicales, Caricaceae.
CCCUUGGAAAAUAGAGCCUGCCCUGGCUCCUCCGGCAUUGAAUCCCCUUCCCAUGCCCAGGUCCAAAAGGCCUAGACCAAACAUGCUGCCUUCAUCACCUGACUCAUCUGUGCUCACUCGGGAAGGUUCAUCUAAGGUAACUGUAGACCCUUCGCCAGCAAGUGGUUAUUCGAGGGUCUUGCAAGGUCAAGAAUUCUCGACCUUGAAGGGCAAUUUUGCAGAGAGUAAUGAAUCUGAUACUGCUGAGAAGUCUGUUGUAUGGCAACCUUCAAUAGAUGAUGACAAGGUUGACGUAGUUUCUGCUUCAAGACGAUAUGGUUCAGAGAGUUGGAUGCCUACAGGAAGGCAUGAACCAACUUAUACAGAUUUACUAUCUGGAUUUGGAGCCAAUGCUGACCUCACCCACGGUCACUGCUCAUCAUUCGCUGAUCAAGCUGUGGCAACUAUGAAUCCAAUUAAGAAACAUUUACUUGAUCAGGAGGGAAAGUUUAACUUGCUUCCAAGUCCGUGGUCCCUAAUGUCUUCUGGUCUCUCUCUUAAGUUGGCUGAAUCAAGUUCUAAUGUUCCCAAGCAAGGUGUUGAUGCAUCUUACCCAUCACGAGGAAACAUUAGACAUGGAGGAUAUGGUGAAUAUCCCAUGCUUCAUGGUCACAGAGUGGAGCAUUCCCAUGGAAGCUGGAUGAUGCCACCUCCACCACCGUCUCGUUUUGAGAACAUAACUCAUUCAAGGGAGCCAGUGGCAAAGUCAGUGAUGGCACAAGAACUAGAGACUGGAAAACCCAAAGAUGGUAACUGCAAGCUCUUUGGGAUUCCCCUUGUUCGCAACUCAGCAAGGGCAGAGCCAUUGGUGUCCCAUAGAAGCAUUAUGAAUGAGCCAAUGGGUCAUCCGCGGAUCUCAUCACUGCAAGCUCACGCAUUUGAGCUUGAUCAAAAGUCAGAGCAUUCAAAGGGCCCUAAGUUGGCCUAUGAUCGCCACACUGUAAGUGAGCAGGAGAAACCAUCCCAAAUUUUUCAGCCUCAUACACGGGAUGUUCAAAACAAAGCUCAUAGUGGAUCAACAAGGAGUUGUACCAAGGUUCACAAGCAGGGGAUAGCCCUUGGACGAUCUGUUGAUCUAACCAAGUUCAGCAACUAUGAUGCGUUAAUUGCUGAAUUAGAUCAGUUGUUUGAAUUUGGUGGCGAGUUGAUGGCUCCAAAGAAGAAUUGGUUGAUUGUAUACACUGAUGAUGAGGGUGAUAUGAUGCUUGUUGGCGAUGAUCCUUGGCAGGAAUUUUGUGGCAUGGUUCGCAAAAUCUUUAUCUACACCCGAGAAGAGGUGCAGAAGAUGAACCCAGGAACUUUGAGUCUAAAAAGUGAGGAGAACAUGGUGGUGGCUGCGGAAGGAUCAGAGAUGAAAGAGGCAAAAUGUGUUUCACAUCCAUCAGCAUCCUCUGCUGAGAACAGCUAAACUAUUGCAUUGCUAUCACGUUCCAACUUCCAAGUAGUGUAGGGGUUUUUUUAUUUUGUGCUGGCGACAGAGGGACAGUGCCUGUACAGCCAAUUGCAUUUGGUGAAAUGUCAACUGAUUGUGAGGGAUGAGUCACCUCUCGCAGAUGGCGAGUUUGUUCUAGGAAAUCUAAAGUAGAUGUGGCAAACAAUAGUAUUAUCCAAUUUUGGACGUGUAGCGGAGUUGAUGAUAUUUUUUAUGGUUCGAAUUUCGGUUAUAUAUAUAUAUAAUUAUAUAUGUAUACCCUUAUUGUAAGCACGCAAUGGCAGCCUUGCUAUUUUUCUUUUUAAUUUUUUCUUUUUUCCGUCUUUAAAGCCUCCCCCACCACCCUCUUUGUACAGAGCUGCUUUUUACCUUGGUCUCAACCCUUUUAAUGUAAGUAAGUUUAUUAUUA